This is a messenger RNA of Brenthis ino (lesser marbled fritillary), 201 nucleotides long. The record is from the annotation of a GenBank genome assembly. NCBI's taxonomy places the organism in Eukaryota, Metazoa, Arthropoda, Insecta, Lepidoptera, Nymphalidae.
AUGAAGAGGUUUUGGACCUCUUGCAAAAUAGAUAUGCUCUUUAAUAUUGAGGUGCUACACGACGAAGGAAUCGGGUCUGCAGUCUUCGAUGUCAAAGGUCAGGUGGUAGAUUUUCUCAGUAUGAUGCAAGUGUAUGAAAGGACACCUCCUAAGCAAAUUACGUUAGGGUUCCGUAGUCAAAAAGCAAAAACGGAACUCGUA